Trichoderma aggressivum f. europaeum is the source of this 1119-nucleotide messenger RNA. RefSeq lists its product as uncharacterized. The transcript is spliced from 4 exons. The record is from RefSeq and is a predicted model, not a curated record. Bases 1 to 1119 code for a protein of 372 amino acids. Lineage: Eukaryota; Fungi; Ascomycota; Sordariomycetes; Hypocreales; Hypocreaceae.
AUGGCUGCCUCGUCCUCGUCCGGCUCCUCCUUCGCCUCGUCGUCUCUCGGCCGCCCGCCCACCUACAGCCGCUCCUAUGUGAGUCCCGUAGAUUCGACCUGGACGCAGACGUCCGACAUCUCCACGAUAUCAGCCACUUCCACCAGCGAGUCCGUGUUGCCCGCCGCCUCGCUCCGGCCUCUCGACCUCGGGCCUCCGGGCUACACUGCCACAAUAACCCUUUUUCAAGACACGCCCGACGAACGGACUGUGUAUCUGGGACCCUGGGAGGUGGUGGGGUCUGAGCAGCGACGUAUCCGCUGGCAGUGCAGCUACCAGAGCGAGCUGCUCGAACACUUUUUGCCCUCAGACAUACCGUCCGAUGUCCAUCCUCACACCCUCCACUCACGGCAUCGCCAAUUCAACGACCCGCCCGACAUGGAACGCUUCCUGUCCUUCAACGAGCCUCAUCGCAUCAGGUACACCUCUGGCGAGGGCAUCUGUAUUCAUGACCAGUACAUCCAGGUCAGGUACGAGUUCACCACGGUUGAGGCUUCCAUCCAGUUCCAGGGCGACGUGCGGCGAAAGGACCUGGUGGACUUUUACGACGUCGACGUGGUUUGGUCCAACCUGCAGAGCCGCACCGACAGCUUCGGCAAGGUCAAGGGCAUCGGAGCCAUUCAGAGGCUCAAGCUUUGGAGGGACCGAUACACCACUUACCACUCCCUGAGCGUCUUGGCCAACAAGACGGACAAUCACUACCGCGAAUACGACAUUCACCACUUUGACGGCGAGCUCCGAAACCGAGACGACCGCGCCAAAACCCUCCGCCUCAACGUCCACGGCCGCCGAGGAAGCGUGCCCGACGAAACCUCAUCGCGCCGAACCUUUCGCAUCCGCCAGAGAGUCCGGGCCAGCCAGGCCAGUCCCGAGCUGGGCCCUUCAUACGCAACCACCACCCUGGAUAUUCGCCACCUCUCUAUUCAGUUUACACAUAAGCGAGACUACAAGCGGUUCAUCGAGACCUGGGCCUUUGCCCACAGCUCCGACCGUGAAUUCAAUGGCGUCCCGUUUCCUCCCAAUCACUUCGAGCUGCCCUCGCCGGAAAUCCCGCCCGGUCGAGAUGCCGAUACUGGCUGA